Diospyros lotus (date-plum) is the source of this 2797-nucleotide messenger RNA. Its product is annotated as protein ALTERED PHOSPHATE STARVATION RESPONSE 1-like. The coding region runs from base 302 to 2527 and encodes 741 amino acids. The transcript is spliced from 5 exons. NCBI's taxonomy places the organism in Eukaryota, Viridiplantae, Streptophyta, Magnoliopsida, Ericales, Ebenaceae. The record is from RefSeq and is a predicted model, not a curated record.
UCUCUCUCUCUCUCUCUCUGAACACCAAGCUGCUGCUUCAUCAUAUUUUCGCCACCAAAUCCUGGUACGGUUCUUCGCAUUCCCACACUCAUUCUUUUUCUUGUUCUUCAGUUUGUCAGUAAAAUCAUGAGUUACCAUCAACUGUACAUACAGCUAUUAGGCUUGCUUCCCUUGGACAGAGGCAGUUCCUUAUAAAUCUGGUGUGGGAUAGGCAGCAUUUCUGUUGUGAUUUUCAUUUUGAUUCAAGCCUGGAACUGUUGAAGGGUUGAGGGAGUGAAAGGAAAAGAGAUCCAAGUCAGAAAUGGGAUGUUCUACAUCAAAAUUGGAUAAUGAAGAGGCUGUCCAGCUCUGUAAGGAUCGGAAGAGGUUCAUUAAACAAGCUGUUGAACAUAGGAUGCGGUUUGCCUCUGGACAUGUUGCCUAUAUCCAGUCCUUGAAAAGAGUUUCAGCUGCUCUUCGUGAUUAUGUAGAUGGAGAUGAGCCCCGUGAGUUCUUAUUAGAUUCAUACAAAACCACCCGACCUAUAAAAAAAACUAAUACAGGUUUUAUCUCGAUAUCACCGAAGUCUUUCUCAGUAGCACCACUUGAAUCUGAAACCAAGUCAUCAUUGAAAAUAAACUAUCUAAGAUCAGGUGGGAACCCAUCAGUUUCUGUUGAGGAGAGACCUCAUUCACCAGAAACAGUUCGCAUUGAAACCUACUCACCGGUGCAUUAUUAUGAGAUUGAUCGAUUUUUUGCAAUGCAAUCAUCACCAAUGAAUCCUUUAGUUUUUUCUUAUUCCCCCAACAAUAGACCCAAUAUACCUCCUCCUUCACCUCAAACUUCUCAAUGGGACUUCUUCUGGAAUCCCUUUUCAUCACUUGACUUUUAUGGGUAUCCCACGGGGAGUAAUCUUGAUCAGACUCUGCUGGAUGAUGAGAUCAGGGGGCUAAGGCAAGUUCGAGAAGAAGAAGGGAUCCCCGAAUUAGAAGAGGAAACUGAACAGGAAGACUCUGAUAAAAAUGCAAGUACACCAAAAGAGAGAGCCAAUAUUAACGUAAACAGUGAAAGAGAAGAAGUUAUAGUUGAAGAUGUUGAUGAUGAUAAUGAUGAUGGAACAGAAACUGAGCAUGAGGUAGGAGGAUUGCAAUCCCAAGGCGGACAGAGCAUUGCAGUUUCAAAAGCACAAAAUGCAGGACCGAUUAGUAAUCAGGCAACUGCAAUUGGUGAUCGGGAAGAAGAUAAUAAACAAACGCCUGGUUUUACAGUUUUUGUAAACCGAAGACCUACAAGCAUGGCAGAAGUUAUCAAGGAUCUUGAAGAUCAGUUCAUGAUUGUUUGUAGUGCAGCAAAUGAAGUCUCAGCUAUAUUAGAGGCUAGUAGAGCUCAGUACUCAUCAGCCUUAAACGACCUCUCAGCUACUAAACUGCUGAAUCCAGUAACUUUGUUCCGAUCAGCUUCAUCUCGUUCAUCAUCAUCAAGAUUAUUGAUGAACACUACAAGUUCCAAAGAAGAGGGCUAUGAAAGUAGUAGUGAUAUCUCAGAGGAGUCUUGUAUGUUUUCAGGCAGUCAUCAAACAACACUGGACAGAUUAUAUGCUUGGGAGAAGAAACUCUAUGAGGAAGUCAGGGCUGGAGAGAGGGUUCGAAUGGCAUAUGAGAAGAAAUGUUUACAACUCAGGAACCAAGAUGAUAAAGGAGAGGAUGCUUCUUCCAUGGAUAAAACACGAGCAGCCAUUAGAGAUUUGCAUACACAGAUAAAGGUUUCAAUACACUCAGUUGAAGCGGUUUCAAAGAGGAUUGAAACCUUAAGAGAUGAAGAAUUGCAACCUCAACUUCUGGAAUUAGUGCAGGGGUUAGGAAAGAUGUGGAAAGUGAUGGGAGAAUGUCAUCAAUUGCAGAAGCGUACGCUAGAUGAGGCCAAACUCUUAUUAGCUGGAACACCUUCAAAACUGAAGAAGCACACGGUGUUUUCACCAGCUGAACCUGACAGACUAUCCCGUUCAGCUGCCAAUCUCGAGACUGAGCUGAGAAACUGGCAGGCCUGUUUCGAGUCGUGGAUCACUUCCCAAAGAUCCUACGUGUGUGCAUUGACAGGUUGGCUCCUCCGUUGCAUUCGUUGCGAUCCAGAUCUGUCAAAGUUACAAUCAUCUCCUCAUUGGUCUGCCGGGACCCCACCCAUAGUCGGGAUAUGCAUCCAUUGGUCUAGGUUCCUGGAUUCCAUUCGUGAGGUGCCAGUUCUUGAUGGACUGGACUUAUUUGCUGCUGGAGUUGGCUCCUUGUAUGCACAACAACUAAGGCAAGAUUCUCGGCAUGGUGCAAUUGGAUCAAAACGGCUUGGAGGUGGUGCAGGUGGAGGGAACAACAUGCAACUUGUGGAGCUCGGCCGGUUGGAAGAGGAGGAGUUUAUGAGUGAUGAGAAAAUGGCAGAAGUUGCCCUGAGGGUGCUGUGUGCUGGAAUGUCGGUUGCUGUGAGUUCAUUGACACAGUUUGCCAUUGCUUCUGCUGAAGGGUAUGCUGAACUACUAGUGAAGCAAUGGGAUAAUUGAUAAAUUUUUUGUUUUGUUGGAUAGUCUGGCCAUGGCUGUAAAUGCAAUUGCGAUCUGACCUCUUAUAUAUAUAUAUGUAGAGAGAGAGAGAGAGAGAGAGAGAGAGAGAUGGUUAGUUGCUUUUUUGUUAAUUAAUUUGCCAUGGUUGUGUAUAUCAUUGUUUGAAGUAUCAAGUAAUGCUUUCUUCUCCAUUGUCAUCUAAGUGGUUGUACGCAAAAUAAACAUUAGAUCAAUUGUCCAAACCAGUAAUAAAUCAGUUAUUUGAUUGAG